Molecule: messenger RNA, 1238 nt
Organism: Pieris napi
Lineage: Eukaryota; Metazoa; Arthropoda; Insecta; Lepidoptera; Pieridae
Gene: HtrA2
Product: serine protease HTRA2, mitochondrial
Exons: 7
Coding region: 21-1229 (402 amino acids)
Biological process (GO): programmed cell death; positive regulation of apoptotic process; proteolysis
Molecular function (GO): protein binding; serine-type endopeptidase activity
Source: RefSeq, a predicted model, not a curated record
UAUCCAAUCCAAAUGUCAACAUGAAAAGUUCUCAAUUUGUCAACAAAAUGAUAAAAACUUGUGAUGUAUCGCGAAUUUUAGUUAAAAAUUCACUAAAACAUUAUAGUUUAAGAUGUUCUAGUCGUUUUUUAUCUACAUUUAAGUACUCUAAUCAAAAAGAUGAUGAAAAUUUUUCUCGUAAAUGUUAUUUUGGCGGUGCUAUAGCGAUUGCUGCUGGUGUUUUUGGUUACGUAUCUCUAAAAGAGAAGAUUAAUGCGGCCACUAUAACUUUAUCUGGUAGACGGGAGAAGUAUAACUUUAUAGCUGAUGUGGUGGACGUGUCAGCACCGUCUGUUGUAUAUAUUGAGAUCCAGGAUGGCAGACGCCUUGACCUAUUUUCUGGUCGACCUAUCACUAUAUCAAAUGGAUCUGGGUUCAUUGUAAAUGAAGAUGGGCUGAUUUUAACUAAUGCACAUGUCGUCGUGAAUAAGCCUAAUGCUGUGGUAAAUGUUCGACUUAUGGAUGGUUCAACUCACUUAGGGUUUGUAGAGGACUUUGACAUGAAAUCAGACUUAGCAACAUUGAGAAUACCAGUAAAAAAUUUGCCUGUCAUGAAAUUGGGAUCAUCAACAGAUUUACGACCUGGCGAGUGGGUGGUGGCCAUGGGAAGUCCUCUUGCAUUGAGCAAUACUGUAACGGCAGGUGUAGUCAGUUCAACUCAAAGAAAUAGUAAAGAACUAGGAUUGCAAGGAAAAGACAUGGUCUACAUACAAACAGAUGCACCAAUUACUUUUGGUAAUAGUGGAGGGCCUCUAGUCAACUUGGAUGGUGAAGCAAUUGGUAUUAACAGUAUGAAAGUAACCUCAGGGAUAUCUUUUGCAAUACCAAUUGACUAUGUUAAAGAAUUUUUGGCUAAGCGAAAAACCAAGUCACCUCAAGUUUCAAGACGUUACCUUGGUAUAACGAUGUUAUCUUUGACACCCAACAUACUUAUGGAGCUGCGAAUGAGGAAUCCUGAAAUGCCAACUGAUAUAGAUCACGGAAUUCUUGUAUGGAAAGUAAUUAUAGGAUCACCUGCUUACAACGGCGGUCUCCAACCAGGUGAUAUAGUUACCCACAUAAAUGGUACACCCGUGACAAGUGCAACAGACCUUUAUUCGGUUCUAGAAAACUCCACGGGCAAACUUACUGUGCAGAUUGUACGAGGAAGAUUACGUACUACUAUUGUUAUUGCACCCGAAAUACAUUGAAAAUCUUUG